AGGUUCUUUUGGAUCAACAGUGAAAUUAAUUUUGAUGAUAUUAAAAGAAGUAACAAAAAUUAUUAUAACAUAAAACUCAAACCCUCGCUUAGUCAACGCCCCCAUUGUUACCUCAGCCGAAAACAAAAAAUUAAUAAAAAUGGAACCUAAAAAAGUGUGUUUUCUCUUAACUUUGAAAAGCUACCCCCUUGCCCUUCACAAAAGUCAACUCCCUUCCCCCAACCCUCUUCUUCUUCCCGUUUUCUUUCUCUUUCACCUGAAAAUUUAAGAGCAAAAAAGAGAAAAAAAAAAAAGAAAAGCUCUUUUAUUUAUUUAUUUGUUUAUUUUUAGUUAUGGGUAACGGUUUCUGUAAGUUAAGCGUGUGCUUCACCAGCGGCGGUGGAUAUGGCGGAGAAGAAGCUCGUCGUAGAAAGGAAACAUCCAUGUUACUAUCGGAUCCUCUCGACGAAGGACUUGGUCACUCCUUCUGCUACGUUAGACCGGACCCGACGCGACUCUCUUCAUCCAAGGUUCAUUCCGAAGAAUCUACCACGACUUUCCGUACGAUAUCGGGAGCCUCCGUUAGCGCCAACACGUAUACGCCGCUUUCGACGGCGCUGGUGGACCCGGACAUCAGCUACAACAACAGCUGCUUCGAUCGAGCAGCGGCUUUCGAGAGCACGACGUCGUUUUCCUCGAUACCGCUGCAACCGAUUCCGAAGAAUUUAAUCAACUCUUCGGGUCCGAUGUCCAGUAGUCUUGUUCCAGGUUCGGGUCCUUUAGAAAGAGGGUUCAUGUCGGGUCCAAUUGAGAGAGGGUUCAUGUCGGGUCCGCUUGAUAAUAUUAAUAGUAAUAACUAUAAUCGCGGGUUAUUUUCGGGUCCACUGGAAAAAGGCUUUUCCGAUCAGUUUCAAAGAAGCUUUUCUCAUGGAGCUUUUGCUUUUAAAUCCAGAUCGAGGAAAGGAUCUUUAAUUCGGGUCCUCCAAAGAGCCAUCUCAAAAACCGUUUCUCGCGGGCAAAAUUAUGUCGUGGCUCCAAUUAAAGGUGUCGUUUCGAUUAAAGAAACCGAAUGGGUAAUCGGGUCCGAUGAGAACCCGAUUCAUCAUCAAAAUGAGAAUUUGAUAGUCAGUAGUUUGAAUCUAAGCAGUGAAAGUAGUUUAGAGGAUGACGAGUCAAUGGAAUGUCAAAAUCUUCAAUGGGCACAGGGGAAAGCAGGUGAGGAUCGAGUACACGUCGUCGUUUCAGAGGAACAUGGAUGGGUUUUUGUUGGGAUUUAUGAUGGAUUCAACGGCCCUGAUGCUCCUGAUUAUUUGUUAUCAAAUCUUUACUCCAAUGUUCAUAAAGAACUCAAGGGUUUGUUGUGGGAUGAUGGCUUUGAACAAGCCCCUGCAGCUUCCUCCGAAGAAGAAAAACAGAGCAGGGAACCCGAAUCCGCAAUAGGUUGCUCCGAUGGUGCUUGUUCCCGUUCUAUAGAUCAAGAGAAUUACCCCUAUGAUAAAGAAGAUGUUGAUUUCGAUUCAAAUUUGAGUUCAAAAAAGAAAAAAGGCAGGAACUUGAAGGGCAAGUAUAAAGGCGUAGCGAAGAGGUGGGAAGAGAGUCAAAGGAGGUUGAAAUGUGAAUGGGAUAGAGAAAGAUUAGAACUUGAUAGGAAAUUAAAGGAACAGUUGAGUAGAAACAAGUCUGAUGGAUCAAGAUCGAUGAUAAAUCAUGGUGAUGUUUUGGAAGCUCUAUCUCAGGCUUUGAGAAAAACAGAGGAGUCUUAUUUGGAUAUCGCUGAUAAGAUGCUGAUGGAAAAUCCAGAGUUGGCUUUGAUGGGUUCUUGUGUGCUUGUUAUGUUGAUGAAAGGUGAGGAUGUUUAUGUGAUGAAUGUUGGGGAUAGUAGGGCAGUUCUGGCUCAAAAGACAGAGCCGGAUUAUUGGUUGGGGAAGGCUAGACAGGAUUUGGAGAGGAUUAAUGAAGAAACAUUGCAUGAUCUUGAAGGUUUUGAUGGAGAUAGAUCUAGUGCAAUGCCUGAUUUAACUGCUUUUCAGCUUAGUGUGGAUCAUAGCACCAGUGUUGAAGAGGAAGUUCAAAAAAUAAUAAAUGAACAUCCCGAUGAUGCUUAUGCGGUGAUGAAUGACCGGGUUAAAGGUUCUUUGAAGGUCACUCGAGCUUUUGGGGCUGGUUUUCUCAAACAGCCUAAAUGGAACAAUGCCCUACUAGAGAUGUUCAGAAUAGAUUACAAAGGAGCUUCUCCAUAUAUCACUUGUGUACCAGCUCUCCACCACCACAAAUUAGGUCCCAAAGACAGAUUUUUGAUAUUAUCUUCUGAUGGGCUCUAUCAGUACUUAACAAACGAGGAGGCAGUAUCCGAGGUUGAACUUUUCAUCACAUUGCAACCUGAAGGGGAUCCUGCUCAGCAUCUUGUUGAGGAAGUGCUGUUUCGUGCUGCGAAAAAAGCUGGCAUGGACUUUCAUGAGUUACUAGAAAUACCGCAAGGGGAUAGACGGCGGUACCAUGAUGAUGUUUCCAUCAUAGUUAUUUCUUUAGAGGGAAGGAUAUGGAGAUCUUGUGUAUAAGUAGAGAAAACCGCAUAUAGAAAGAAGAUAUAGAGAAAUCUGCCAAAAAAAAAGUCAGGCAUUUCCUUUGUCCCUUUUUUUUCUGGUCACCUUUGUAACAUAGCAAUUAAGCUCUUCAGAGGUUUAACGAGCUUAAUUUUGAAAUGUACUCGGUGGUAAGGCGUGUAAAGAAAUUGUAAUUUUCUAGUAAUAAAUGACAUUCCUUUUGAAAAAAGGGUUUUAUUCGUAUUAUUAGCACUAUCACUUUCUGUAGUUCAUUCUUUGGUGUUGUUGGCAACAUCAGUUGAGCAUCUGUACCUUUUGUUUCAUUCUUUUGGUAAACAAUUCAAUACUCAGAUGGUGUAAAAGUGUGCUGGACCAAAAAUUCCUGUCUUGAACUUGUUUUGUAGCUUUUUCCCCUUUUCAUACACACACACACACACACACACACAC
Molecule: messenger RNA, 2969 nt
Organism: Durio zibethinus
Lineage: Eukaryota; Viridiplantae; Streptophyta; Magnoliopsida; Malvales; Malvaceae
Product: putative protein phosphatase 2C 23
Biological process (GO): protein dephosphorylation
Molecular function (GO): protein serine/threonine phosphatase activity
Source: RefSeq, a predicted model, not a curated record